AUGAGACCGAUUCAGUUUUUCAAUAAUGGCCUUAAACCAUUGGUGACACAUCUAAAUUGCCAAAAAAGGUUCAUCAAUACUAAUUAUGGAAUAUCGAUUGGCGGAAUAAUAGAAUAUAGACAGACAAAUAUGUUCAAUGGGCCACUUGCUGUUUUAAAAUUUGGUUACUCCAAAGGACACCUCACUUUGAACCCUAGGUGUUUUUCAACACUCACGAAAGUCGAAGAUUCAGUGACUGGAGAAGGACUCUACAGCCAGGCCGCGAAACCCCUCGAACAGUUUAAAGUGAAUCCCACGGUGACCACGUAUGCCGAUGGGCUCAAAUCGUGUAGAAUAUUUGAUAACCCGAACAUAAUUAGCGUGAGAAGAGAGGGAAGGGAAACAGUUUUCGAUAAACUGUACAGAUAUUUGGACAUAGGAGGCUUUUUUACAAUGCUGAAUAGCAGGAAGGCGCACCUGCUGAGAAUCUCGCCAGAAGGAAGAAUAAGUUUAAUGUGCUACACAGAGUUUGAAAGGAGACAGGGGCUCUUGAUCAAGGCUGUCGUAUCGCUGCUGAUGCUCUACAUGUACGCCUGCUACGUGAACCACAAACUGCACAUAUUCGACAGGCACCCGAGUCCGGAGCUGCCGACCUUCGAGUUCACAGGGAACAGGACGAAGGACUUCACGUGGCACGGCAGCCUCCCCUUCCAGUACCCGAAGGGCAGGUGCAAGGACUGCAGGUGGCUGGAGCUGGAGUGCAAGAAGAAGUGCUUCGACGAGCUGCUGGAGCAGGGCCACGGGUUCAUCAUCCAGAACCCAAUGCAGAUACCGAGGAGGAAACUCAUGCCGAGUCCAUUCCCGCCAGCAGAGUAG
Molecule: messenger RNA, 855 nt
Organism: Theileria orientalis strain Shintoku
Lineage: Eukaryota; Apicomplexa; Aconoidasida; Piroplasmida; Theileriidae
Exons: 1
Coding region: 1-855 (284 amino acids)
Source: RefSeq, a predicted model, not a curated record